Megalops cyprinoides (Indo-Pacific tarpon) is the source of this 5573-nucleotide messenger RNA. RefSeq names its product plasma membrane calcium-transporting ATPase 2-like. The coding region runs from base 396 to 4157 and encodes 1253 amino acids. Gene Ontology annotation, molecular function: ATP hydrolysis activity; ATP binding; P-type calcium transporter activity. The transcript is spliced from 22 exons. The record is from RefSeq and is a predicted model, not a curated record. Gene Ontology annotation, cellular component: postsynaptic density membrane; intracellular membrane-bounded organelle. Gene Ontology annotation, biological process: calcium ion transmembrane transport; regulation of cytosolic calcium ion concentration. NCBI's taxonomy places the organism in Eukaryota, Metazoa, Chordata, Actinopteri, Elopiformes, Megalopidae.
GCAGUAAUGUAGCUCUGCUUAUCAGAUGUGUGGAGAUGCGCUGCAGAGAUCGCUGCUGUUCUGCCAUAACGCUCUCCCAUUCAGACCCAGCUCAGCCACCAGUUAUGGAGGGCGUCACCAUGUAGAAGCAGUGUGAGAGGUGCAUGAUGGGAUACAGCACUCAGAGCAUCGCUGGACUGCAGCCCGGAGAGCGUUGCUCUGGACCUCGCUUUGGGGAGGUGUAGAACAUGGAUCUCUUUAUUUCUUUUUUCCUUCACGUGCACCGGAUUCCCCCUCUCGUACCCUGACCUCGUGCAAAUUCUCACCGACCGCAAACAGAGCCACCGAUUUUGUCACUGUUACUAUCACUGAAACCGAUUCACCUGCGACCCGAGUUCUGAGCAAUACUGUCCGCCAUGGGGGAGAAGGCCAACAGCGAUUUCUACAGCAAGAGCCAGAGCGCGCAGGCGGGCCAGGAUGGAGAGUUCGGCUGCUCCCUGCAGGAGCUGCGCUCUCUCAUGGAGCUCCGCGGCACCGAGGCCCUCCUCAAAAUCCAGGAGGAUUAUGGGAGCACAGAGGGCCUCUGCAGGAGGCUGAAAACCUCGCCCACAGAGGGCCUGCCUGGAGUUGUUACUGAUGCAGCCAAAAGGAUAGAAACCUACGGGAAGAACUUCAUUCCUCCAAAGAAGCCAAAAACCUUCCUGCAGCUGGUGUGGGAGGCCCUGCAGGACGUCACCCUCAUCAUCCUGGAGUUUGCAGCCCUUAUCUCCCUGGGACUGUCCUUCUACCAGCCGCCAGGACAGGAGAGCGACUUGUGUGGGAAGGUUUCCGGGGGUGCAGAGGAUGAGGGCGAGGCGGAGGCGGGCUGGAUCGAGGGCGUGGCCAUCCUGCUGUCGGUGGUGUGUGUGGUCCUGGUCACUGCCUUCAACGACUGGAGCAAAGAGAAGCAGUUCCGGGGCCUGCAGAGCCGCAUCGAGCAGGAGCAGAAAUUCACCGUCAUCCGCGGCGGCCAGGUCAUCCAGAUCCCUGUGGCUGACAUCUUGGUGGGAGACAUCGCACAGGUCAAAUACGGCGACCUGCUUCCAGCCGAUGGGGUCCUGAUACAGGGGAACGAUUUAAAGAUUGACGAGAGCUCCCUGACGGGCGAGUCAGACCAUGUGCGCAAGGCUGUGGACAGAGACCCCAUGCUGCUGUCAGGCACCCAUGUGAUGGAGGGUUCAGGCCGCAUGGUGGUGACGGCGGUGGGUGUGAACUCUCAGACCGGGAUCAUCUUCACUCUACUGGGGGCUGGUGGUGAGGAAGAGGAGGAACAGAAGGAGAGGAAGGGUAAGAGGCAGAAUGGCAGUAUGGAGAACAGUCAGAUCAAAGUGAAGAAGCACGAGGGAGCUGCAGCCAUGGAGAUGGAGCCGCUGAAGAGCGCUGAAGGAGGAGACUCCGACGACAAGGAGAAGAGAAAGGCCAACGUGUCCAAGAAGGAGAAAUCUGUCCUGCAAGGCAAACUCACAAAGCUAGCAGUUCAGAUAGGAAAAGCAGGUCUGGUGAUGUCAGCGAUCACGGUCAUAAUCCUGGUGCUGUAUUUUGCCAUUGAGAACUUUGUGCUGGAGAGCAGGCCCUGGCUGCCAGAGUGCACCCCCGUCUAUAUUCAGUACUUCGUCAAGUUCUUCAUCAUCGGCGUCACCGUGCUGGUGGUGGCUGUCCCCGAGGGCCUUCCCCUGGCUGUCACCAUCUCCCUGGCUUACUCUGUCAAGAAAAUGAUGAAGGAUAAUAACCUGGUGAGGCACCUGGACGCAUGUGAGACCAUGGGAAACGCCACGGCCAUCUGCUCCGACAAGACCGGCACCCUCACCACCAACCGCAUGACCGUGGUGCAGGCCUACCUGGCUGACGUCCACUACAAAGAGGUCCCCAAACCGGAGUCCCUGCCCACCAAAACGCUGGACAUCCUGGUCAACGCCAUUGCCAUCAACUGUGCCUACACCACCAAGAUCCUGCCCCCCGAUAAGGAAGGCGGCCUCCCCAAGCAGGUGGGCAAUAAGACUGAGUGCGGUUUGCUGGGGUUUGUCCUGGACCUGGGCCGCGACUACCAGCCAGUCCGCAACCAGAUCCCCGAGGAGAAGCUGUACAAGGUGUACACCUUCAACUCCGUGCGCAAGUCCAUGAGCACCGUCAUCCGGCUGGCCGACGGCAGCUUCCGCACGUACUGCAAGGGAGCGUCAGAGAUCAUUCUGAAGAAGUGUUCUCGUAUCCUGGAUAAGUCAGGUGAGCCACGGGCGUUCCGGCCCCGGGACCGGGAUGACAUGGUGAAGAAGGUGAUCGAGCCAAUGGCAUGUGACGGGCUUAGGACCAUCUGCGUGGCGUACCGCGAUUUCCCUGCCGACCCCGAGCCCGACUGGGACAACGAGAACGACAUCCUCUCCAACCUCACUGCCAUCUGCGUCGUCGGCAUCGAGGAUCCAGUCAGGCCAGAGGUGCCUGAGGCAAUCAGGAAGUGCCAGCGCGCGGGCAUCACCGUGCGCAUGGUUACCGGAGACAACAUUAACACCGCCCGUGCCAUCGCCAUCAAGUGCGGCAUCAUACACCCGGGAGAGGACUUCCUGUGCAUCGACGGGAAAGAGUUCAACCGGCGGAUCCGCAACCAGAAGGGAGAGGUGGAGCAAGAGCGAAUUGACAAGCUGUGGCCCAAACUCCGAGUUCUGGCCAGAUCCUCACCGACGGACAAACACACACUAGUCAAAGGUAUCAUCGACAGCACGCUGGUGGACCAGAGGCAGGUUGUGGCCGUGACGGGGGAUGGAACCAACGAUGGACCGGCGCUGAAGAAGGCAGAUGUGGGAUUCGCUAUGGGCAUCGCUGGCACUGAUGUGGCGAAGGAGGCCUCAGACAUCAUCCUGACGGACGAUAAUUUCUCCAGCAUCGUGAAGGCGGUGAUGUGGGGGAGGAAUGUGUAUGACAGCAUCUCCAAGUUCCUGCAGUUCCAGCUCACUGUCAACGUGGUGGCUGUCAUUGUGGCCUUCACUGGGGCCUGUAUCACACAGGACUCCCCCCUGAAGGCGGUGCAGAUGCUGUGGGUGAAUCUGAUCAUGGACACCUUCGCCUCUCUGGCUCUGGCCACCGAGCCUCCCACCGAGUCCCUGCUGCUGCGCAAACCCUACGGCCGCAACAACCCCCUCAUCUCCCUCACCAUGAUGAAGAACAUCCUGGGUCACGGCCUCUACCAGCUCUCCAUCAUCUUCACCCUGCUCUUUGUGGGUGAGCAGAUCUUCGACAUGGACAACGGGAGGAACGCACCGCUGCACUCUCCCCCGUCCGAGCACUACACCGUCAUCUUCAACACCUUCGUCAUGAUGCAGCUCUUCAACGAGAUCAACGCCCGCAAGAUCCACGGCGAGCGCAACGUGUUUGACGGAAUCUUCCGGAACCCCAUCUUCUGCUCCAUCGUGCUGGGCACCUUCGCCAUCCAGGUCGUCAUCGUGCAGUUUGGGGGGAAACCCUUCAGCUGCUCACCCCUGGACCUGGAGAAGUGGAUGUGGUGCGUGUUUCUGGGGCUCGGAGAGCUGGUUUGGGGUCAGGUGAUCGCCACGAUACCCAAUAGCAGGUUAAACUUCCUGAAGGGGGCGGGGCAGCUGACCUAUAAGGAGGAGGUCCCGGAGGAGGAGCUGAACGACGAGGAGGAGGAGAUUGAUCACGGCGAGAGAGAGCUCCGGCGGGGCCAGAUCCUCUGGUUCCGAGGGCUAAGCAGGAUUCAGACCCAGAUGGAGGUGGUGAACACGUUCAAGAGCGGGACUCCUUUGCAGGGGCCGCUGAGACGGCAGUCCUCCUCCGCCAGCCAGGGCCACGAUGUUCCCCAUGUCUGUAGCCCCUCUCACAUCCGCGUUGUGAAUGCAUUCCGCAGCUCUCUCUAUGACUCCCUGGAGAAGCCAGAGUCCAGGACAUCCAUUCACAGCUUCAUGACUCAUCCGGAGUUCAGGAUAGAGGACUCGCAGCCCCACCUCCCCCUCAUAGACCACGCCCACACGCUGGAGGGGUCAGGACUGAAGCGCAUCUCCAGCCAGCCCUCCUCACCCAGCAAGAACAACAACACGGCCGACAGCGGCAUCAACCUGACCAUCGACACCAGUAAGUCUGCCGCUUCCUCCAGCCCCAGCAGCCCCCUGCACAGUGUGGAGACCUCACUGUAGCUCCCCGACGCAGCGCAGAUACCUCACAGCUGCGCUUUCACUCAGCGCCGAGACCCCGCUGUUGCGCUUUUACACAGAGGGGAGACCACGCUGUUGCGCUUUUACACAGAGGGGAGACCAUGCUGUUGCACUUUUACACAGAGGGAAGACCACGCUGUUGCACUUUUUACACAGAAGGGAGACCACGCUGUUGCGCUUUUACACAGAGGGGAGACUCCGCUCUUGGUCUUUUGUACAGUGCGGAGACCUCACUGUACCUGUCCCGUACAGCAGGGUGGCCUCGCUCCAAACCUUCCUCACAGUAUGGAGACUUCUCUGUUGCUCCUCUACACAGUGUUGAGACCUCACUGUUGCUCUUCGAAAGCGAGGUGACCUUGCUGUUGCCAUUCUGCAAAAGCGGGGUGACCUUGCUCUGACUGUCCCAGCAAAACAUCACACAUUCAGUGCUUGAGGCCACAGUGCUCUGAAUACAAACGGGAGAAACUCAGAGGUUAGCAAAGCUGGCCAGAUGGGUAAAAUCAGCUCCCAUGUGGCUGUGUGCGGGACACACCUCCUGGAAGGGCUGCUGUCCUGGUAGGGGAGAGGAGGAGGGUGUUCAGAUCCAUCGCUCCCUCCAAUAAUAUGACUAUAUUUAAUAAUCAUUCAAAGAGAGAUAUAAGAAUAAUUGCUCCUGCAUGAAUGUAUAUCAAGUUUUUUGUUUGUUUGUUUUUUAUACUUAUCUUUAAUUUCAGUUAAAUUAGAUUUAGAAUUUAUUUUGUUUCAGAGGUAAGUCCUACAGACUGAGAUUUCAAGACAUGUUUUCUGUUUCGCUGGUCUGUGAGUUUUUGAAGUUAUUAUGUGGCAUGGGCUUUACUGUAUCAGUUUAUUUAGUUAAUUAUUCAAAUGAAAAUGUAUUAAGGUUGCAGGGAUCAACUCUGCACCUGCAGGAAAGAGGAAUUUAUCAAUAAUAGCAUUUAUUAAAAUAUUAUAUUUAUAGAGUUAAUCUUUGUUGGCAUGUGGCCUCGUAUCUGUCUCUACUACUCCAGUACUUAUCACUUUAUCUAAUUUAUCUCCUAACGAGGGUUUCGGAAGGUGUGUCCUGGUCCUAAACAAAGAUUUGGAAAGGUGUGUCCUGGUCCUUAACAAGGGUUUGGGAAGGUAUGUCUUUGUCCUUAACCAGGGUUUGGGAAGACAUCUCCUAGUACUUAACUGCGGAUGGGUCUGUAUGUCCUGCUUUUGCUAUAGGGUAAGAAUUGAUACUGCAGUUGUCUUGGAAAUGGUUGGAGUGCUUGGAGGACUGUUUCAUUACAAAAUGUGCACUGAAUUUAUCCAAUUCAAAAACAUAAUGUAGAUAUUUUAAUAAAGCGAAAAAGCCAAAUUCUGAUGGGAUAUACAUAUAAUAUGGAAUAUUACUAUUAUAUGUUUUUUUUGGAUCAU